AUGGCCCGCGCUGCAGGGCUGCUCGCCGUCCUGGUCGCGCUUCUUGCCGCUGCUGCUGCUGCUGCAGGCGGGGACGCCCCGCCCGGCAAAAUCGCUGUGAUAGGAGCUGGAAUCGGGGGCUCUGCCGUGGCCCAUUUCCUCCAGCAGCACUUUGGACCCCGAGUGCAGAUCGAUGUGUAUGAACAGGGCACCGUGGGCGGCCGCCUGGCCACCAUCUCCGUCAACAAGCAGCACUACGAGAGCGGGGCCGCCUCCUUCCACUCUCUGAGCCUGCACAUGCAGGACUUUGUCAAGCUGCUGGGACUGAGGCACCGGCGCGAGGUGGUGGGCAGGAGCGCCAUCUUUGGCGGGGAGCAUUUCGUGCUGGAGGAGACCGACUGGUAUCUGCUGAACCUCUUCCGCCUCUGGUGGCACUACGGCAUCAGCUUCCUGAGGCUGCAGAUGUGGGUGGAGGAGGUCAUGGAGAAGUUCAUGAGGAUCUAUAAGUACCAGGCCCACGGCUACGCCUUCUCAGGUGUGGAGGAGCUGCUCUACUCUCUGGGGGAGUCCGCCUUCGUCAAUAUGACCCAGCGGUCCGUGGCUGAGUCCCUGCUCCAGGUGGGCGUCACACAGCGCUUCAUCGAUGACGUGGUCUCUGCCGUCCUAAGGGCCAGCUAUGGCCAGUCGGCGGCAAUGCCUGCUUUUGCUGGAGCCAUGUCACUGGCUGGGGCUCAAGGCAGCCUGUGGUCUGUAGAAGGAGGCAACAAGCUGGUUUGUUCUGGUUUGCUGAGGCUCACCAAGGCCAACGUGAUCCAUGCCACCGUGACCUCUGUGAUCCUGCAUAGUACAGAAGGGAAAGCUCUGUACCAGGUCGGAUAUGAGAAUGAGGGGGGCCAUGGCUCUGACUUCUAUGACAUAGUGAUCAUUGCCAGCCCCCUGCACCUGGACAACAGCAGCCGUAAUCUCACCUUCGAAGGUUUCAGCCCACCCAUCGAUGAUAUCCAAGGCACUUUUCAGCCCACCGUUGUCUCCUUGGUCCACGGAUACCUCAACUCUUCCUACUUCGGCUUCCCUGACCCUAAACUCUUCCCCUUUGCCAGCAUCCUUACUACUGAUUUCCCCAACUUCUUCUGUGCUCUGGACAACAUCUGUCCUGUCAACAUCUCAACCAACUUCAGGCGGAAACAGCCUCAGGAAGCAGCCGUCUGGAGAGUGCAGUCCCCUAAGCCCCUCAUUCGGACCCAGCUGAAGACCCUCUUCCGAUCCUAUUACUCAGUCCAGACUGCUGAAUGGCAGGCCCACCCGCUCUAUGGCUCCCGCAGCACCCUCCCAAGGUUCGCACUCCAUGACCAGCUCUUCUACCUCAAUGCCCUGGAGUGGGCAGCCAGCUCCGUAGAGAUAAUGGCUGUUGCUGCCAAGAAUGUGGCCCUGCUGGCGUACAACCGCUGGUACCAGGACCUAGACAAGAUUGACCAAAAAGAUUUGAUGCACAAGGUGAAGACAGAGCUGUGA
This is a messenger RNA of Elephantulus edwardii (Cape elephant shrew), 1491 nucleotides long. It is a transcript of the gene PCYOX1L, whose product is annotated as prenylcysteine oxidase 1 like. The coding region runs from base 1 to 1491 and encodes 496 amino acids. Gene Ontology annotation, molecular function: prenylcysteine oxidase activity. The record is from RefSeq and is a predicted model, not a curated record. NCBI's taxonomy places the organism in Eukaryota, Metazoa, Chordata, Mammalia, Macroscelidea, Macroscelididae. The transcript is spliced from 6 exons. Gene Ontology annotation, biological process: prenylcysteine catabolic process; prenylated protein catabolic process.